This is a messenger RNA of Phalacrocorax carbo (great cormorant), 1967 nucleotides long. The record is from RefSeq and is a predicted model, not a curated record. Lineage: Eukaryota; Metazoa; Chordata; Aves; Suliformes; Phalacrocoracidae.
CGUAUCGUAAGAGCACAACACGCUUAGAGCUGUCACUAAUCAAUCAUGCAUACAGCAGGCAUAAAAGCAACGCAUAAAAGGAGUCAGAAAUUCGGCAAGUCCUUCAGCUAAGGGAAGACAAACCACACCGAGGUUUAUCUCCAUGGAGAGAGCCACUGACAAGCUGAACCAUGAAAACGAAUCGACAACUCUGGGAGUACCAGAGGCUGAAAAGUGUGGUCCUGCACCCACUGCGGAAGGCGCUGCAGAAACAAGCGGAGCAGGACCCCGAACAGAAAAUGCUGCAGAUGUGAAGAGGCUGGAACUCACUGAAGAACACAUUCAAGAAGUGGAGAGACCUUCAGGCACAGAGCAAGACAGUCCUGAUGCCUUUAAACCAGUAAUUCUGCAAAGAGACUGUCCAAACUCAAAGCCACUCGUUACGCUAACGAACUCAAGCUCUCCCGAAGUAUGCAGGUCCGGAAUGAACCACCAGUGUCCAACCACAGCAUCUAUUGAUAUGGACUGCCUUGUCUGCUUCAACAAGUACAACAUCUACAGAGUACCAAAGCUCCUGGACUGCCAGCACGCCUUCUGCGCCGUCUGCCUCAAGCUUAUACUCAGGAAAGAAGAGAGUACCUGGAUAAUCACCUGCCCCCUGUGCAGAAAACCCACUUUUGUGUCAGGAGGACUCAUCCGCACACUUCAAAAUAAAGAAGACAUCAUGAAGCACCUGGAAAACCCCAAUUCAAAUCCUGAGGUACACAUCUCUGCUGUAGGGCUGGACGGCAACAGCUGGAUUCAGACCGGCCAAGACGUGUUAUACAGAGACGACAACGUUGCAGCAGACAACAGACUGGCUAUCCAGAGACUUGUGCUGCUCCUGCUGCUUGUGGUGAUUCUCACCAUCCUCAUCCUCCCGUUUAUACGCUCUGGGCUGAUAAAAUGGGUAAUUUGUCUCAUGCUUAUUUUGGGGUUGGUCAUGUCUAUGGUGCUUUGCUGCACUCCGAAAUUCUACUGGAGGUGUAACAGGGACUUGCUCACCUCCUGCCACAAGGAGACCCACAUCACUGCCAUUGCCUGAAGCAAUUAAUGCGAGCUGCCUAGAGAUAAUUGCCUGGUCCUGCCUGGAAAGCCACAUGUUGGACACACCAGUUCGUUACUGGACUUUGAAAGCAAUCAUUCACAUAAUAAAUGCAACAGGUGGCUAAGGUAUCCUGCUCAGGCUCAACCGCAAUGCACAGCGUUGUUUCAUUUAAUUACUGGAAACACAGGAAAAUAUUUAUAUAUUGAUAUUUAUGAGAUUAAAAACUGUAAGGUUUCCACACAAUUUUUAUUCCAGACUAAUAAUUUUGUUGUUUUGCUCAUGUCAUUUUGUUCUUGCUUGUAUCAUCCCCCGAUGACACUGCAAACAUUAUCUGAAACACCUGACAGAUGACGUCCUGGGGAAAUUCCUAGCCGUGGUUGCGUUUUCCCACUCUCUUAACACAUGUACGCCUCUUCUUGUGACAAGGUAGGGAAAGACGACCGCUAAAUCAGGGACUGGAUGCCUAGCCUCGGUGGAAGAGAGUAGUUUUAACCCAGGUUAUCACUUUAAUCCCUAUCAUUGCCCAAACAGUUGUUGGCAGGAACGGGAAAGGGACUGGGAAAAAGGGAUGUCAGCUGGUGCUGUUUUAAGCUACACAUAAAAUGGGAGAGGAAGAAGCAAAAUCAGCUCUCCUCGUCUGGAGCCUGUGGCUUGCAAAGGGCAAGGCUCUCAAAAGCUCAUGACACUCCAAAUUCCCCAUGCUAUUUAGCACAGAAAUAGUUCCUCUUGCCUGAACUCCCUUAUGCGUCUCCCUGCACCACCUCUUGUCUUGCACUCUUUACAUUAAGUAUGGCAUUGUCCUGGGGGAUGCCCAGAGACACACAGACACGUGUCAAUUGCUAUGCCAUACCACGUGUGAGAUUUCUACAUGGAUCGUGUCCAUUAAAGUUUAAUAAUGUUA